AUGUGUGAAUUACAUAUUUUCAUUUCUUGUACUUCAAACAGUUCCUUUAUGAUUAAAGUUACAAUGACUUAAAUAAUAUAUUUUAACAUAAUAUAUUAGAUCGACAUUAUAAUAAUUUUUUACUUUGCAAAUUUAACCAAAUUCAAAAUAAUUAGCCGAGCGCAUAAGGUUUUACUUGGGGCUUAUGCUUCCAGUUGCACAGUAUCACGCAGGCACGAUCACCCAGACACCCGGCCAGAAGGCGGUGGUGGAAAUGGAAAACUCUCGAUAACAAAGAACACUGGUUUUUCUUUCUUUUUUUUAAAAAUAUUUUGCCUGUUUUAAGAUCGGCAAAACGAGCAGCCUAGCGGACAAAGUUGAGCCUCGGAUCGAAAUCAAGAAUCUUUGGAUUUGACGAGCAAAUCAGCUAUUGGGUCCCUUUGCAAUAAUCAAAUUUCCACAGCCUUUGGUUCAUGGCAAGCGAGCAGAACCAAAUCUAUCACGAAAGGCAAAGAUUACAAUAUUGCCUCUUACAUUCCCUUAACAAUCUCUUCCAGCAAAAGGAUGCAUUUACUCGAGCAAGCUUGAAUUCCGUUGCUGAAAAACUCGUUCUUGAUGACCCAAACAAGGAAAUUUGGACACCCUUUUCAUUAGUCUUCAAGCCUCACCAUAAUUCAAUUACUGGAAACUAUGAUAUAAAUGUUUUAAUUGCUGCACUUGAAGGGAAAGGGAAGACUGUAAGUUGGCAUGAUCGUCGAAAUGGAGCAUCAGCUAUAGAUCUUAAUGAUGAAAUUUUGAUGGGAAUUGUGAUUAAUGUUCCGGUUAGACGGUAUGCUGGGCUUUGGAAAAGUAGGCAUUGGAUUGCAUUGAGAAAUAUUGAUGGGGUUUGGUAUAAUUUGGAUAGUGAUCUUGAUGCACCUCAGUGUCUUAAGGAUUCUGGAGAAGUUAAGGAUUUCUUGGAUUAUAUCAUUACUCAUGAUGGACAGCUUUUGCUUGUAAAAAAUGAUAGAGAGAAGAUGUCAACUAAAGGGAGCAACAAAGUGAGUAGGAAAAAGGGAAACAACAAGGCAAAUGCUUCUGUUAUGCAGAAGUCCGAUAACAAGGCUGCUAGGAACAGGGGAGUCACCAGGAGUUGUGGCUUCAUGUUGUGUAAAAGAUCUAAGUUUUCACCUGUAAGAUUUCUCAAGCAUAUUGGUGGGAAAGUGGCAAAAGGUUUGCAUGUGGUGUCAAUGAGAAUUAGGCCUUCUCCUAAGGUUUCUUCUUCAUCAGGAAGAUCAAAGCCAUUUGUAACUCCUGUUGAUUCUCAUAGGAGUGCUGCCAUCGAGGACUGCAUCGAAUUUAUCAACUCUUCUGCUUCUUUGCCCAGAUCAAAUUCUGUUUCUGCUAAUUCUCAUUGAGCUCUGUAGUUAAUGGUAAUAUUUGGUCAUAAAAUAGU
Molecule: messenger RNA, 1414 nt
Organism: Theobroma umbraticum
Lineage: Eukaryota; Viridiplantae; Streptophyta; Magnoliopsida; Malvales; Malvaceae
Gene: JOSL
Product: JOSEPHIN-like protein
Biological process (GO): protein deubiquitination
Molecular function (GO): cysteine-type deubiquitinase activity
Source: RefSeq, a predicted model, not a curated record